AUGUUGGGAAUCGAAAAAGCCGGGUCAUCAGAUCUUUCAUCUUCUUCCACAGAAACGUCAGCGAUUUCCCCUAUCAGUAUGAUAAGUGUGCCCUGUUCUCCAGAUAAGGAGAAGAAAAAAGUCUCAUUUGUACGAUACAAUCCAGACAUACCUCAAAUCGUUACUUCUUUCAAAGGAUACCAGAAACUAAUGUUUCAAGGAUAUAGGUACAAUAUUUAUCAGGUGAUGCCAGAGCGCAAUUUCAAAUCGUGGCGCUGUGUUUGUGCGAAAAAGAUCCCAGACAAUGGCUCAUGGUGUAAGUGCCGUGCUGAAACCACAAUGGAUGACCAAAGGGCCGUCACGAAGGGUGAACAUAACCAUCCACCCAAACAUCUUCUUGCUGAGUUGGAAUUCAUAAAGAGUCAGCUCUUUAUGGCAGCUCUGGAAAAUUCUGAUCUUGAUGCCGGAGAUCUUGUAAAUCAAGCUUGCGAUUACCUCAGUCGCGGAGUCGAAUUCGAAAACAAAGAGAGCUUGCGUAAGAGCAUUCAACUGGCAAGAUCAAGAGUGGGAAAACCCCGCAAACCAAGAGCCCGGCCGCUGAACCCACAAAAGAGAAAGCUUAUGAUGUUUGACGGAUUAGAUGAUAUUUUGAAGACAGAAGAAGAUGAUGACUAUCCGGUGCAGGUCAUGAACGACAACAUUAUGGCAAGUCUUAUGAAGAUGCCAAAAACAGAUAGAUCCGACACACCCUGCGAUGUUGGUCUGCCUCUUUUCAACAAUGGUCUUUCAAUGGUAAAACCCGAGUCUCCUUUUCGUCAGACUGCAGCUGUACAUCCACAGCCGAAACCUUUGAACGACCUUCCAAAUUCUCUGUUGCAGACGAAUCUGCUCAAUGGAAUGUGA
This is a messenger RNA of Necator americanus (New World hookworm), 882 nucleotides long. RefSeq lists its product as uncharacterized. The record is from RefSeq and is a predicted model, not a curated record. The transcript is spliced from 7 exons. Bases 1 to 882 code for a protein of 293 amino acids. NCBI's taxonomy places the organism in Eukaryota, Metazoa, Nematoda, Chromadorea, Rhabditida, Ancylostomatidae.